Messenger RNA from Penaeus vannamei (Pacific white shrimp), 3080 nucleotides. The record is from RefSeq and is a predicted model, not a curated record. Lineage: Eukaryota; Metazoa; Arthropoda; Malacostraca; Decapoda; Penaeidae.
GUAAUGAGCCGGGUGAGCGAGGACAGUUGAUGAGGGACGCUGCCGAGGGAGUGCCGCGCUGCCAGUGCGUCGUGUCUGACCCGAGGACGUGACGUGAUCAGGGAUAUACGCGAGAUACGAGACAGGAUAGUAAAUGUCAGCCUCAGAAAUCUUAUCGAAACAGCCCGUGUUAAAUUGAAAACGGUGGUGGAGUUCAGUGCUGUGAAUUUUUAGUUGUAAGUUCAUUCAGCCGCAAAUAAGUGAAGUGUUUCGAACAUGAGAGUGACAGGCCAGUGAUCCACCGGCCGCGAUCCAUUUCGAGAAGGAACCCGAAGCAUCGGUGAAUGCAGUGCGCAGAGACCCGGGCCUGGGAGGUGCAGGGAGUGCUGGCCCACAGUGAGCAGGCCAGGAUAGCUGGUCGUAGUGUUCGAGCAGGCAGCAUCGGCCCUACCUCACAGGUGUUCGAGUGUAGGAUGUGCCAGGGCAGCCACGAGUGCUCGGGGCGAUGCGCAGAGUGUAGCACGAGCGCAACCUCCUUCAGGAAUAGCAUCGCGAUGGGCGGCGUGAGAGGAGGUUCCACCCUGAACGAGGUGGGCGUUGCAAGACACCUUCCCCACCACGCCUCUACGCCGCACCUGUUCGUGUACCAGGCCGCCGACGACGAAGACGAGGUGGACCACGCCCCCAAGGACUGCAAGGAGCCCAUCUACUCCUCCGCCAUUGACAUCCGAAAGGCCACUGCAUCCAAGGAGGCGGAGGCAGUGCGUCGAAUCACGGAAAAGUACGACUCGCUCCGCGCCCUGACGGACCGACGGGACGAAGUGGACGACCCGCUGGCCGUCACGGACGAGGACGUGGCGCGAAUCGAGACGUUCUUCCGUGGCCACAAGACACAGCUCUGGGUUUGUCGCACAUUGGCCAACCUCUACUGUGAGAGUGGGGCUGGAGCUUCGCAUGGCACGUGGGAGUUAAAAUACACGGGCGUACCCAUUCUGCUGCUGGACCAGGGAGACACACGUUCCCGUGACAAGCGCCUCCUGCAGCUCAUCCUGGCGGAAAAGGGAACGGGUUUCGCUCUGUGGAAGGACGUGGUGGACAACCUCACCUCGUACAGGGCCCAAGAACCCCAGUUCCACACCCUCUACCUGUCGUCGGACCACCGCCGGCGGAUGGGCCUUUCCUUCAAUGACGGGCGCGCCGCCUGCGAGUUCCACAGUCACAUCGAGCGACUGACGGCAGACCCAGCCAACAUCUCGCUCUCAGGGCCCGGCAAAAAGAAGAACAAGCCCAAGGAGAAGGUGUCUAAGUACAAAGCUCCCAAGAAGACCGACAUCUCUUCGCCUUGCAACUUCCAGCACGUGACUACGGUGGACGCCUGUGACAAGACGCGCUUUUUCUCCCUGCAGGCGUUCUCCAAGGCGAAGAACCCGCCCCCAUUGCAGCCGCACACGGUGGUUGAGCGGCCCGUGGAGGCGACGACUGCUAAAGUGUAGAAAGCGGGAGUGCAGCCAUACUCGCCCGAAACUCCCUUCAUAUGUAUAUGAAUCUAUUUAAUCUUCCUUUCGUCGUAGUGUUAAGGGACCUCGUGAAUAAGGGCAGUGAAAAGGUGUGAACUCAAAAAGACUGCUCGGAAGCAACGCCUGUAUGCUUGAACGUGCCAACAAAAUAGAUUCUCUUCAACUUCAUGAUUUGCUUGAUUGAUAUUCAAGCAAAGACACUGGACACGGGUACAAGAGCAGUAGACAAGAGAGCGUCUGAGUGGUAAAAUAUUCUUAUGAAAACGACCCUAAAGUGAAAAAGACAAUGUGAUGUCCCCUCUGUGCCUUUUUGCUUGUCAAAAUAUAUUCGAGAAGUGUUCACAGUGAUGAUCCUCCCGAGGACAUGGGAAUGGUGCGCUGAAUUGUCAUGCAAUAUGUGAUUUUUUUCUUGGGUACCGGGAUACCGAUACCCAGGUGACCCAGUGACAUGGUGCUUUUGGUGACUGUUGAGACGGUAAAAUAUUUUCUUUUUAUUUCAGUGGCACCUAGAUUUUGGUUAAAAAAACAACAUUAGUGGAAUAUGAGUUAUUUGCCACUCAUUUGGAAAAAUGCAUAUAUCAUUAAUGUAUUAUAAGAGAAAGAAAUGGACUUAAAAAAGUGUACAGAAUGGGGUAGAAAGACAAGAGACGUGUUGUUCUCAUUUAAGCGGUAGAAGACAUGUACGCCAUCAAAGCAACUUUGCAUGUAUAUGGAGAUAACACGGAGAAAUUGAUCUUGACUUUGUGUGUAUUCGUUAAUGACACGUACAGAAAUAUAAAAUAAAGAUUGUGCGCAUACUGCAAUGCAGUAAUAAGCUUUAGUUACUGUACAGCAAUGUGAUGCGGAUCCCCACCCCCCAUAAAAUGUAGGUCUAUAUAAUCUUAGGCAUCCAAUGUAAAGGCAUGUCUAUGAUUGGUUACCGGAAAUUGGCCUUAUAGAAACGAAUAUAGGGCCCAUAUUUUCCGUGUAGUGCUGUAAUAUUGCUGAAAUGUAGAUAAAAAAGUCUGUCAUUCCUAAGUCUUUAGAGACAAGGGACCUAAGAGGCAGAAUGUAAUGAAAUUUUACAUAUAUGUAUAUAGGCCUUACGGAUGAACAACUUUCCUUCUAAACAAAAAGCCUGUAUUAUAUUCCUCCAUAUCCAUAGUAUUUCGAUGACAUGAAGCGUUACAGCCAAACUUGAUUUUAUUCAACUGGGUAUGUAACCAACUAUGCUGAAUGACGAAUCGACAUAUGUGAGCUUUUAUUAUGACUGAAUUGUUAUAUAGCUUUAUUCUAAAAGAUCAUGCUCUUUAGGGGCUUCCAAAGGUUCGGUUGAGACAAAACAAAAAAUUUAAGCCGCCAUUGUGAUGAUAGAGGGAUAUUGUUUCGGUCAUUUCGGAUUCUACGUCUCGCACUUCGCAAUGUCCAAACUCUAAGGAAUCUUCGAUGAAGCAUUCACACCAUUGAAAUUUUUUUUCUUAAACCCCGAGCCUUACGUUUCGUAAUCGAACAUCUACGCCAUUUUCCAACGUAAACGUAACAUUCUAAAAUCAAACUUCUACGCCAUUCACAAGAACAGGAAAUUCAUCAUCUCCAUAUUCAUCA